GUUUGGAUCAUUGCGGUUGAUUGCAGUCCAAUAACACGUUUUAUUUACAUGUAACCAUUAAAGAUUGCGAAAUGUGAAGGAAAAAGUAGCUCGUUAAUGCUUAAUCGGAUGAACGGUGUGCACGCGAAUCGCUACAAUUGCAUAAUCAAUGUUCCUUGUACAAAGACCAAUUAUUUAUUGUAAAAUGUAAUUUACAUAAAAUGCAAGCAUACUGUAGUUUCGUUGAUCUUUAAAUUGGAUGAGUUUAAAUCUUUUUAAGUUUUAAACAGCCAUGUAUGACAUCUGACAGUCUUCUUUUAAUAUUCUACCGAUGACAUCAGCGGAGUAUUUCAUUAGUCUCAUAACAGUGGCCAGUGCCAAAAAACUGGCCACUGUUCUUGUAAUAUGUUUCAUAUUAUACCAUGGAGUGAUGCAUUUAAUAUAUGGCAGUGACUCGUGUAUAUGGCUAUUAACAGAAGGACGUUAUAAAGGGGAUAAAGAAUGGCAACCAUAUGGUUGUAUGAUGCAUCAUUACACUCAGACAGACAGUCGCAGAUGUCUUCGAUACUUAGCUUUUAUGGGUCAUCAUAAUCACUUUGUCUUUAGUGGAGAUACAAGGAUUAGACAAUUGUAUAAAACAUUUGUUUCACAAUUUAUUGUCGAUGGCAAAGCAUCUGAUCUGAGUAAUUUACCUGAGAAUUCGGAUUUAACAUUUGACGACGCACAACUCAGAUUGAAGGUCCAGUUUCUAUGGAGGCCUACAUUAGAUAAUUCAAUGAUUGAGGAUUUUAGAGGAUGGAUGAAUGAUGAAGCACCCAGCAUGAUCGUUGCCGGCUGUGCAGCAGCUGAUAUACUUCGAAAUAAUGCUAGUGACAUGCGACUAUACUCGGAGUAUAGUUCUGGACUGAUUAGAUUGGUGCAACCAGCGGAUGCGCUAGGACGAAAGGGAUCAAGGUUUUUGUGGACAAUGCAGGAUCCAGUUUUGAAGGAAAGACUUCCUAUACACUUGUCUGCUAUAGACAAUGCACAAAUUAAUCUAUGUAAUAAGGCAUCUUUCGAGAUACUAUCUCAUAGUGGAGCACAUUUAUGGGAAAGCAGUAGAUUAGUUGGUACGGGAGUACUCGAGCAGAGUCCAGAUGGGUAUUUGUCUAGUUCAUUGUCACUACGACACAAAGUUCAAAUAUUGCUCAACACUCAUUGCAACGAUCAUAUGAAUUUCGACGAUGGAAGCUGUUGUAGUUAUCCAGAAGCAGCAACUACUUUGCAGCUUCUUACUUUUUCCGCCCUUGGAUUAUGUAUAGUGAUUGGUGGUGGAGCAUGGUUGUACAAGAACUUGUUUCAAACAAGUGUUACCUACUCGAGAAUCUCAACCGAAGAAAUUGAACGAGCUGAGGAAAUAAACCCCACGGAUGCUUCAAAAGUAGAACAAACUCAGUCGCAGGACUAUUAUACCUUGAUCACGUCUCUUGCUUUGCUUUCCAUUAUAUUUGCAUACUUUUACCUGUGUGACAGGACGAAUUUCUUCAUGAAGGAAAAUAAGUACUAUAGUGAAUUUAGUUUUUGGCUACCCCUGGGUUAUAUCUUAGCACUUGGUCUUUUCUUCACCGAAGACUGUGAACGUGGGCCACGUGCAUUAAAUCGCGAACAGACAGACGAGUGGAAGGGUUUCAUGCAAGCCGUGGUCCUAAUAUAUCAUGUAACGGGUGCCAGAAACGUUUUACCAAUUUACAUGCAUCUGAGAUUAAUCAACUCUGCAUAUUUAUUUCUUUCUGGCUACGGGCACUUCUGCUAUUUUUGGCAGCGUGGUGAUAUUUCUUUAGUAAGAUUCAUGAGGGUCCUCUUCCGUCUGAACUUACUGACAGUCUCUCUCUGCCUUUGUAUGAACAGGCCAUACCAGUUUUACCACUUUGUUCCAUUGGUCUCCUUUUGGUAUCUCGUUGUAUUUACAUUGGUCUGGUUACCACCGAGAGUGUAUUCUGGUAAUCUUGUUGAAUACAGUCCACGAGCAUUACUCUACUUAGUGAUAAAGCUAUUGGGCCUUUUCUCAAUUAUCACAGUGCUUUAUAUGUCGGAGGUGUUUUUUGAAAAAAUUUUUGUAACCCGUCCAUGGAAAGCAUUGUUCGUAACAACUGACGAUGACAUUAGAGAGUGGUGGUCACGUUGGAGAGUAGAUCGAUACAGUGUAGCCUGGGGUUUUGUCUUUGGUGCUGGCAUGCUGGCAUUGCAACGGCUAGAUCACAUUCCAGGGACUGCUUUAGCUCCUGUCUUAGGACUUGCAUCCCUUGCGGCCUAUACCACCUUUACGAUACUCUGUUUAUCGGUCUCUGAGUGCGAAGAAAUUCACUCCUAUGUGGCUUUCAUUCCGAUUGUGGGGUAUAUCAUUCUGCGUAACUCAUCUCUAGCACUGCGAGGAAAGCACUCUGUUCUCCUAGCUGGCUUAGGUCGUAUCAGUUUAGAAUCUCUCGUCAGCCAAGGACAUGUCUGGCUGGCAGCUGAUUCUCAUGGUGUUUUGGUACUUCUGCCUAGAUUUCCAGUUUUGAAUUUACUUAUUACAUCCUUCAUCUUUAUAUGCGCCAGUCAUGAAAUUCACAGAUUGACGCGUUUAUUAGCGCCCUAUGCUGUGCCAAAUGACUGGAGGUUGGUAGCCCGUAAUUUUCUGUUAUUCAUCGCCGUCCUUAUACCCAUUGGCAUUCAUGAUGGAAUGUUUUAAAACAUCGUUACAGUUUCUUCGCUGUAACCCUAAGUCAUUAGUAAGUAAUUUCUUGAAGCAAGUUUUUCUUGCAGUUUUUGUAAAUAUUAGAUGUCAUCAACAAAUGUGUGAUGUGACAAGUAUUACGUACAGGUUGUACGU
Molecule: messenger RNA, 2830 nt
Organism: Orussus abietinus
Lineage: Eukaryota; Metazoa; Arthropoda; Insecta; Hymenoptera; Orussidae
Product: N-acetylneuraminate 9-O-acetyltransferase
Exons: 11
Coding region: 311-2689 (792 amino acids)
Source: RefSeq, a predicted model, not a curated record